Mycena citricolor is the source of this 1341-nucleotide messenger RNA. NCBI's taxonomy places the organism in Eukaryota, Fungi, Basidiomycota, Agaricomycetes, Agaricales, Mycenaceae. The record is from the annotation of a GenBank genome assembly.
ACCCGACCGAAGUCUGGCUUCCAUGCUUUCACUAAAACCACUUCUGUCAUCGUCGCUUUCUCGGUCCUUUUCGUCGUGUCUGGUGGCUCUAAAUGGACCGACAUCCUCAUCGAGCUACACGAGGCGGCCACCCCUCAUAAGGAAAAGCGAACGCUUCGCCAGCCUUCCCAUCGAGGGAACCGUGGAACCACGGAAAACCACGAAUCAACCACAAUCAUGGGAUAAUGCGCUGGGCAACAGUAUUACUGAUCCGAGCAAGGACACUCUCCAGGAUAUGUGGAAAGCCAAGUCGGUCGUUGCCCUCACUCACACCAAUAUGCCUAUUGCCGAUGCAUAUUCAGGCCGCAGCGUGAACGUACCCACUGGCCAAUUUGCCGAAGCAGUCAAAAAGCUGGAUAGGAUACUCAACCGCAACCGUGUGCGGGCAACCCUGUUCGCUCAGCAGAGGCACGAGAAGAAAGGGCCGAAACGGCGCAGGAUUCAGGCUACCCAAUGGCGUCACCAUUUCGCACAUCAGGUUCGACAAAGCGUUCAACUUGUUGCCAAGAUCAGACAGCGAGGAGCUUGAAGACUUCGAUUACUUUACAAUGAAAGCUUGUUAUUCCCGUCCCCGCCUAAAAUGUUUCGGAAAGCUUGAGGCGUAACGACUUGCUGGUUCUCAGCUGCUACAAGUGAUGGGGAGCCAGAAUCCAGCGGCGAAUGAUCCGAAUCCGUUUCUUCGCCUGGUCGUCGGGUCGGCUCCAGGUCACUCAGAACUCGUGUCCACCAUGAGCGUGUCAUCUCCCGCGGCAUAUUUGUGGAUACACGGGUCAUAAUGAGAUGCACGUUUCCUUCCAAGUCGCCGCUUUCGUUCGAAAUGGGCAUGUCCUUUGCCUGUAAAUCUGAGCGCAUGACCUGGAGCAUGCGGAUGUAUGUUGCCCAGUGGCAUCUUCCGGACGUAUGCUAUGAGGGAUGGUCUGCACUGCACCACAUAAAACGCAGGGCGGCACAUGCUCGUACGACAACCGACUUGGCUUAUUUUCCCGCGCAAUGUGUUACAACAUUAUUGAUGGCCGCAGCCACAAGCCUUGCGGACACUUCGUCGCGCUUGCCACCCGGCGGAAGGAUUGCAUGAGAGCAGACUGCUUGUUCAGUCGACAACAUGUUCACAGCCGCGGAGGACAAUGCCGAUCACCGAGCUGCAUUCGUUUGAUGACACCGCCUGCAUUCAACCCCAUUCGGGAAAGCCCGAGUCAAUGUCCUCAAUGCUCCAUGGUAUCCAGAGGAGUGCUUCUCUAGACCUUGAAGAGAUUGUCCACACACAUGUAUUAUAUAACUAGUGUAACACCUCGUCCGAUCAGA